CCGCACAGAGGCUACCCCGUUUAUCUUUGCAGUUCUCAUCAUUCGAACUCCAUCGCCACCGCACCGGAUACGCGAUGGCUUCGUAUCUGGAGAGUUGGGUUGACUCACUGAUUAGCAGUUCGGCGUUGGUGAGCUAUUGGAACUACAUUUUUCCAAUGCUGGUGGGUCUCUAUCUGGCCAUUUCUCUGUACGACAAACAUCGAUAUGGUGGAAGAAAGAAGUUGAGAAUUAUCUCCCCACCCACUGACUCAGCAACGGAUGCAACUAAGAAGCUGGAUGGUAUGGAGUAUGUUGGAGAACUGGACCAGGAUAGUGAAGAUCCUGAAGACGAUCUGGCGCCUGCUUUGGAAGAGAAACCGCGCGUUCCAUACCGUGGAGCUACAGUCACGUUGUCCAAAGAUUCUUCCGAAGCAGCGGAUAAGUUCUACGCGAUCGUGAACGAUCGCCGUAGCGUACGGAAGUUCAGCCAGCGUCCGGUUGAUCGAGAAAUUGUGGAAAGAUGUAUCCAAGCAGCCGGAACUGGGCCGAGUGGGGCUCAUACAGAACCUUGGACCUUCUGUUUGGUGUCCGAUCGGUCGAUCAAGGAGAGCAUUCGGGAGAUCAUUGAAGCGGAAGAGCUUAUCAACUACACGCAACGCAUGGCCAAGCAGUGGGUCACGGAUUUGCGCCCAAUUCAGACGAACCACAUUAAGGAGUACCUCACCGACGCACCAUAUUUGAUUUUAGUAUUCAAGCAAACCUACGGCCACAAAUUGGACGGUACGAAGAAGCAACAUUACUACAACGAAAUAUCGACCUCUAUCGCUACUGGGAUACUGCUCUGCGCGCUGCAGAGCGCGGGAUUGAGCUCACUCAUCACCACCCCGCUUAACUGUGGCCCAGCCCUGCGAAAUUUGUUGGAUCGUCCUCCGAACGAGAAGCUUCUCGUGUUGCUACCCGUAGGAUAUGCGGCUGAAGACUGCACCGUCCCUGAUCUGCAACGGAAACCGCUGGACGAGCUCAUCGUGCGCUACUGAGGGGUACAAGGAUUAGUGGUACCUCAUACUGCCUGUCCAGGCUGUCGGUUGCAAAAAAAUUCGGGCGCUGAUAUCAGAUAAGUUUGACAAACGCGACGAUAACGCGUGGGGCUGGGUGAUGGGAUAGGGAGAUGCAUAACACCACGUGCUGCUGC
Molecule: messenger RNA, 1171 nt
Organism: Anopheles aquasalis
Lineage: Eukaryota; Metazoa; Arthropoda; Insecta; Diptera; Culicidae
Gene: Iyd
Product: Iodotyrosine deiodinase
Cellular component (GO): plasma membrane
Molecular function (GO): oxidoreductase activity
Source: RefSeq, a predicted model, not a curated record